Glycine soja is the source of this 1160-nucleotide messenger RNA. RefSeq names its product mannose-P-dolichol utilization defect 1 protein homolog 2-like. NCBI's taxonomy places the organism in Eukaryota, Viridiplantae, Streptophyta, Magnoliopsida, Fabales, Fabaceae. The coding region runs from base 175 to 882 and encodes 235 amino acids. The transcript has 8 exons. The record is from RefSeq and is a predicted model, not a curated record.
AUAGUUAUUUUAAAAUAUUUCAAAUGAAAAACGAAUAAGAAAAAAUUGGAUGAGUGAUACAUUUCUUGGCAGACACUUGACUGAACCUGAGAAUUCAGAGUGUAGAAUCCAUUUACAUCAGAAGAAUUCGUCAGUGAAAGAAUCGUUUUCUUCAGAUCUCACAAUUAGAGAGCGAUGGAAUAUCUAGGGAUUGAUCUAAGCUGCGCCGUUGGAUCUCUCCGCCACGGCCAGUUCCCGGAGAAGGAUUGCUUGCUCCCUCUCAUUUCCAAACUCCUCGGCUACGCCAUCGUCGCCGCUUCCACCACCGUCAAACUUCCCCAGAUUAUGAAAAUUCUGAAGCAUCAGAGUGUGAGAGGCCUUAGCAUGAUAUCCUUCGAGCUUGAAGUUAUUGGAUAUACCAUUGCCUUGGCUUACUGUCUCCACAAAGGCCUUCCAUUUUCGGCUUACGGAGAGUUGUUGUUUCUUUUGAUCCAAGCUUUAGUAUUGGUUGCCAUAAUCUACUACUAUUCUCGACCUUUGCAUGCAAUAACAUGGAUCCGGGCAUUGCUAUAUUGUGCUGUAGCACCCACUAUCUUAGCUGGUCAAAUUGAUCCUCUACUCUUUGAAGCUCUGUAUGCAUCACAGCAUGCAAUCUUUCUCUUUGCAAGGAUCCCACAAAUAUGGCAAAACUUUUCUAACAAAAGUACAGGUGAACUCAGCUUCAUAACUUCUUUUAUGAAUUUUGGAGGUUCAAUGGUUAGAGUAUUCACCACCAUCCAAGAAAGUGCACCAAAAAGUGUUCUAUUGGGCUAUGCAAUUGGUGUCGCAACAAAUUUUACCAUCUUGAGUCAGAUUAUAGCAUACCAAAAGCCUCAGGUUGGAAAGGAGAAGAAAACAAAGUAAUAGAACCGUAUCAGGUUGUGUAUAUCUCAUCAUCCGGGCCAACCCUCUGCAGGUGCCACGGCAUCCAGUCCAUACACAGAAUUUUGUCAGUCUUCAAUCGAACAUUACCUUAUUUCAGAUUUCAACUGCUGCUAGGUGAUUAUUAUCAUUUUUAUUUUGGACUGUAGGCAGCAGUGUAAAAGUAACAGGUGAUUAUUAUCAUUUUUAUUUUGGUACCUGAGAUACUUGAGCUUCAUGAUUUUAUCGUUAUUUAUCAAAGCUAAAAUUUAAAGGAUGCA